Molecule: messenger RNA, 2769 nt
Organism: Plasmodium vinckei vinckei
Lineage: Eukaryota; Apicomplexa; Aconoidasida; Haemosporida; Plasmodiidae
Product: DNA replication ATP-dependent helicase/nuclease DNA2, putative
Exons: 1
Coding region: 1-2769 (922 amino acids)
Molecular function (GO): 5'-3' DNA helicase activity
Source: RefSeq, a predicted model, not a curated record
AUGGGAGAAAUGAAUAAAACAAAGAUUUUGGAUUAUUUUGAAAAGCUAAUUAAAUUAGAGAAUAUUUAUGAAAAUAAAGAGAUUGAAUUAUGUUAUGAACAUUUAAAUAAAGAAGAAUUAGUUGAAAAAGGAAUUUUAUUAAAUAGUUUGACAAUUAAAAAUGUUACAAAACAUUAUGGAGGGAAUAAUAAUUCUUAUGUUUUAAAGUUAGUAAAAAAGAAAAAAAGUGUGGACACCAAUGAUUUAAGUGAUGAUGAAAAUUUAGAAAAUUUUAAUCAUAAUUUAUUUAGUAAGGGAAGUAUAAUACAUUUUUCAAAAAAAAGAAAGAAAUAUAAAAUUGAUAAUGACAAGAAUGUAACAGUGAAUGAUAAUAUAGGGAUUUAUACAUGCACAGUUAAUAAAAUAAAAAAAAAUAAAAUAAAUAUUUUAAUAAAUAAUAUAGAUAUGUUAUGUAAAGAACUUAAUAUUUCAAAUCCAUAUAUGUUAUCUGAAAAAUCUUAUUUUGACAUAUGUUUAGUUAAUAGUGAAAUAUCUACAAAUAGACAAAUUCAAGCUAUCCAAUUGAUAAAAAAUACAUUGGAAAAUCCAACAGACAUAUUAAAGAUCUUAUUUUUGGAUCGAGUCCCGACUCAAAGUCCUUUUUUAAAAAAAAUAUUGUCUCUUUUUUCUGAACACAAUCAGGAAGAGAUUGAGAAGAUUGAGAAGGUUGAGAAGGUUGAGAAGGAAGAUCAAACUAAUCAAAUAGAUUCCAAUUCAGUAACUACCCAAGGAUCAGAUAUAAAUAUGUCAAACUAUAUUUACAGGUGUAAUAAAAUAGAAUGGGGAAAUAAAAACUUAAAUUGGAAUCAAAAAAAAGCAGUAUAUCAUUGUCUUUAUUCUGAUAACAUUUUUUGUAUACAUGGGCCACCAGGAACAGGAAAGACAACUGUUUUAUGUGAAGUUAUAUUUCAAUUAAUUAAAAAUCGAAAUUGUAAAAUUUUAGUUACAGGACCAAGUAAUGUGUCAGUAGAUAAUAUACUAGACAAGUGUGUAAGUAUGAAUAUAAAAAAUGUUUUUCGUAUAGGGUUAAAAAGUAAAAUUAAAAAAACAUUAUGGAAUUAUAGUUAUGAUGAAAAAAUAAAAGAAUGUGAUAGUUAUAAAUUAUGUGCAGAUAUAGAUAAUGAUAUUGAAAAAUUAAAAUCUGAAAUUUUAAAAUUAAAAAAAAAAAAAAAAAAUGAAAAAAGUUAUUUUGAUAGACGAAGUAUAAUGAAUUUAAAAUAUGAAAUUAAAGUAUUAAAUAAAAGUAAAAAAAAAAAAAGAAAUAUAUUUUUUAAAGAAUUAAUGGAAAAAAAUAAUGUUGUAUUUUCAACAUGUUCUAGUAGUUCUAAUUAUGAAUUAAAUAAGUUUGUCAAAUUAUCAAAUUUUUUAUUUGAUGUUGUAUGUAUAGAUGAAUGUUGUCAAUGUACUGAGCCAUUAUGUUAUAUACCAAUUUCGUUAGCAAAAAAAAAUGUCUUUUUAUUUGGUGAUCAUAAACAAUUAUCACCAUUAAUUAAAUAUAAUAAAAAUAAUAAUAAAUUAAAUAUUACUAUGUUUGAGCGUUUGAUAAGUAAAUAUAAAGAAAGUGUAUCUUUUUUGUUGAAUAUACAAUAUAGAAUGAAUCAUAAUAUUUUAUUAUGGUCAAACAAAAUAUUUUAUGAAAACAAAUUAAAUUCACAUGAGUCUUGUAAAAAUAUAAAGGUUGAUGAUAUUGUAGGAGAUAAGAAAGGGCAAUUGAAAAAUGGUAAAAAUGAACAAGGGGAGAAAAAAAAAAAAAAUCAAAAAAAUAAAAAAAAAGGAAAAAAUUUUAACCAUACUGAUAAUAAAAAGGAAGAUGAUUCAUCUAAUGAAAACAAUGAAAUAAAUUCAGAGGAAGUGGAAAUAAAAAAAUAUAAAUAUUAUCCUAUUACUUGGAUAGAGACAGAUGGUUUUGAUGAAUUUUUAGAUGACACAAAAGAUGAAGAUAUGAUAAAUUUUGAGAUGAAAGAAAAGAAAAGUAACCAAACAAAAAGUGCCGAUAAUAAUGAUGACACUAAAAAGGGUAUGAAGAAAGGGGAUACAAAAAAGGAAGUAAGCAAUAAGACUGAUUCAACAAAACGAGAAGACAAUUUAGAGGUGAAUGAAACAAAAGCAAAGACUAAACAUGGUAGCAAAUCAAAUGAUAUCAAUAAAGAUAAUGAAACUAAUGAGGAAGAUAGGAUAUGCAAAUUGAAUGAUGCCGAAUUAAAUGAUAUUGUAAAAAUAAAUGUUGAUGAGAUCAUAAAUUUAAGUAAUAAAUCUAGAGGUAAUAUUGGAGAAGCUUAUUUUAUUUAUAAAUUAAUUGAAUAUAUGAUUAAAAAGGAUAAGAUAUGUCCAAAUGAUAUAUGUGUUAUAACCCCAUAUUCUAAACAGAUGAAUAUACUAAGAAAUAUAUUUUAUGACAACAUUUUUAAUAAUAAAAAUUAUAUCAAUGAUUAUAAAAAAAUUGAAAUAUCAACAGUUGAUUCAUUUCAAGGACGAGAAAAAGAAAUUGUUAUUUUUUCAUUAGUAUGUUCAAAUUAUUUUAAAAAUAUUGGAUUUCUUAAAGACUAUAGAAGAUUAAAUGUAGCAAUAACUCGAGCUAAAAGACAUAUAGUUAUUGUUGGAAAUUCAAACACAAUUUCCAAUGAUGAUGUUUUAAAUGAAUUGUAUGAAACCGUUUUAGAUCAUGGGAAAGUAUAUCUUGUCAAUGAACUAAUAGAUGUAGAAUCAAUGAUUGAUUUUUGUGCAUUCUAA